CCUUUUCAUAAAUUUUAUAGAUGCCUUUUUCCAUUAUUUUGUAUAAUUAACGAUUUCAAAGUAAAUAUUGAUAAAGUUAUUAGUACUUAUGGCACGUGAAUUGUUUUCAAACUCUGGCACUGGUAUUACACUAAAUGAAAGAUUUUCUACGAUUAAACCCAAAAAUCAAACUUUUUUUUCUUCAAGAGGAAGAUCAAUACUAACUCCACUUAUGACUUCCCCUUCAAAUAAUCAAAUCUCACAAAAUUCUUUAAAUACCAAUAUGUAUCAAUUGCCUGUUCAAAAUAGCAUAAGAGGUAGUAUUUCAACACGACUUGGGCGUAUUAGUGUCAAAAAUAGGUUAUCCAUUAAGCCUAAUCUAUCUCAAACAUCAACCCAAUACCUUGCUAUACAACAAUUAAAAACUAGAGCCAAACAGUUACCAAAUACAAAGAGAAUUUUAAAUAAAAAUGUUCUAAGAUUUAAAAAUUUUAACACAAGCUUAGUUAGGAGAAGAUCAAAUAUUAACCAAGCGAUAAACAUGAACUUUUUUAGAGGUAAAGGGAACAGAGUUAUGAAUCGUGGAAAAUUUAUGAAAAAUAAUAUAAGCCAAAAUAUUAGAAAUAAUCGUAAUAUCAGAAAUAACAGCCGCAAUAUCAGAAAUAAUCCAGUUAAAAAAGAACAAUUCAAAAGUGGAUUAGACAUGGAAUUAGAUACCUAUAUGUCUGCAUCAAGGUUUAAACUUGAUAAUGAUUUAGAUUCUUACAUGUCUCAACCAAAUGAUAAUAUUAUAAAAACACACAUGUAGAAUUAUGUUAAUCAUUUUUUUUUACUAAACAUUGAAUGAUUUCUUUUUUGUUUAAAAUAAUAUUUUUAUAUGUGCAUCAAUAAGUUUAUAAAGAAAUUAAUUAAAUACUAUCAAUAAAUAUAUCUGUUCAGAAUAAAA
Gordionus sp. m RMFG-2023 is the source of this 925-nucleotide messenger RNA. Its product is annotated as probable serine/threonine-protein kinase DDB_G0280133. The record is from RefSeq and is a predicted model, not a curated record. Bases 89 to 787 code for a protein of 232 amino acids. NCBI's taxonomy places the organism in Eukaryota, Metazoa, Nematomorpha, Gordioida, Chordodea, Parachordodidae. The transcript is spliced from 4 exons.